AUGGGCCUGCCGUGGUUCGCCUUGUUCGAAGCCUGGGCAGUUGCGAAACUCAUCCGCAGCCCCACGUUCAAUCGCGGCGUCCAGAAGAUGUACCGCAAGAUCAACCGUAUCCCCGACACGGAAGCCAAGAACGGGUUGGGACGCACCGGCCCCUCCGCUUUCGAUCACUUCCGAGAUGAGCUGAAAGACCAGUUCCGCGAGCUCACCUGGCAGAAGCGCCCACCGAAACAAUGA
Messenger RNA from Paraphaeosphaeria sporulosa, 234 nucleotides. RefSeq lists its product as uncharacterized. The transcript is spliced from 4 exons. NCBI's taxonomy places the organism in Eukaryota, Fungi, Ascomycota, Dothideomycetes, Pleosporales, Didymosphaeriaceae. The record is from RefSeq and is a predicted model, not a curated record. Bases 1 to 234 code for a protein of 77 amino acids.